AUGCAGGAACAAGCAACUAGCUCUCUAGCUGCAAGCUCUCUACCAUCAAGCAGCGAGAGAUCAUCAAGCUCUGCUCCGCAUUUAGAGAUCAAAGAAGGACUAGAAAGCGACGAGGAGAUACGGCGAGUACCGGAGUUCGGAGGAGAAGCUGCCGGAAAAGAAACCUCCGGUCGGGAGCCUGGAUCGGGGACCGGUCAGGAGCGGACACAGACAACUGUCGGAGAAAGUCAAAGGAAGCGAGGGAGGAGUCCGGCGGAGAAAGAGACAAAGCGACUAAAGAGGUUGUUGAGGAAUAGAGUUUCAGCACAGCAAGCAAGAGAGAGGAAGAAAGCUUACUUGGGCGAGUUGGAAAACAGAGUGAAAGACUUGGAGAACAAAAACUCUGAGCUUGAAGAGAGACUCUCCACUCUGCAGAACGAGAACCAGAUGCUUAGACAUAUUCUGAAGAACACAACAGGAAACAAGAGAGGAGGAGGUGGUUCUAACGCUGAUGCAGGCCUUUAA
Molecule: messenger RNA, 504 nt
Organism: Microthlaspi erraticum
Lineage: Eukaryota; Viridiplantae; Streptophyta; Magnoliopsida; Brassicales; Brassicaceae
Source: the annotation of a GenBank genome assembly